AUGGAGUUGUCCAUCGAUUCGCUCGUUAACCUGGAUCUAAAUUCCAGGAAGGUGAUCUCUGAGUCCGAUAUCAUUCAAACUAACUCCACGGAACCAGAUGAUGAGAAGCUUCAGUUUCAAGACUGCGUGGAAACUACCAGUAGUAUUGAUCGAGUUCCUUCUGACCGAAGUCCGAUUUCCUCACCUUUCAAACGAUGGGUGAACAGUUUACGACCUAGGAAGACGUUUGAACCACAACCAUAUAUUGAAGGCUGGCAGUGCACUUCCCAGGAAAAUGGCGGGCCAAGAUACCUUUCACCUCAUCAAGGCUCUUUGGAACAGCAAUGGGAGAAGAGCUCUGGCAAAUCUUCCCACCUAGGUACCAUCAAGACAGCAACAAUGAGCAUUACGAGUCAGAGUGUUAUCAGAUCAAGGAGAACUACACAGAGUACCACAAACCAAAGCAAAUCCGACAUCCGGAACUCAAUUGAUAGUCUGAGACCGACUUUGACCACUUCAAUUGACGAGGAGGCCCAAGCCCGUGCUACCAAACGACGGCAAGUGCUCCAAGAGAUCAUCACAACGGAGUCUGAUUACAUCUUUGACCUGAAGGCUCUUACGAAUUUGCUCUUGAUGGUAUCAGCGCGCCCCGAAAUAUACUACAAUGUCCAAAGCAUCCGCGAAGCCCACGAGAAAUUCCUGAGCCGGAUUAAGAACCUGAUACCAACGUAUAAUCUCUCUCGAAUGCAGAUCGAGCGAGUAAUGCGCCCACACGCCGGUGAUUUGAGUGCUACGGCUUUCCCUGGCCGGUCACUGAGAACGCAAAAUCUAAAGGUGUUAGUUGAUCGCCGCUUGAAGGAACUAGCUUCAGAGGCAAACGAAGCUCUCAUAGUUGCUCGAGAGAUUGGAUGCUUGUCAAAGUCUUUCAUAUACUACAAAGAGUUCUGUGAGAACUAUGAACUCCUAACAGAGGAUGCGUCCAUUUUACGCAAGUCAAUUCGGAACUGGCAAGGUUUUGAGCAAGGUUUAGAGGCUUUGAUGAGAUCAACCGCAUCCAUCGAGACACGUUCCCUCUACAGCAACAAAUCAUUAUGCCUGAAUGAUAUCCUUAUCAAGGAUGAUCCAUCUGCGCACGAUGAAAUUCGGCGGGUUUUGGGGAGUGUCCGCGACCUCCUAGCGGAGAUCAACGAUGCUACCUCGACCACACUAAACAGAAAUCUUAUUGAGAAGACCUUCUUCCUCCAGGAAAUGCUCGAUUUUAAAUCUAUCACCACUGUCGAUAUUUAUAAACAGCUAGGACCUAUGACUCUCUGUGGCGUAUUGCAUGUCACUUACCGAGCGUCUACCCAACCCAGACAGGUAACUGGAGCCUUCAUGGUAUGCGUUUUAUUUAAACAUCAUUUUUUCCUUGCCAGAAUGAACGGCGAAGACCGAAAACUUCGGCCACUUGCCUGUUUAUACAUUUCCGACAUGAGAAUAGAUAGCUUAACGAAUGGAAAAGGUUAUGAUUAUUACUGUAUAUUUUCCUGGAAGUUAUUGUUCCAGCUUCAUGACGAGAAAUUUGAACUUGUUCUGAGUGCUUCGUCUGCGGCGGAAGAGAAGCAAUGGAAGACAGGCAUUCUCAAGUCUGUGGCGGCAUCGGUUGAGGUGCCGAAUGCAAUAUCGUCCGAACAACGGAGAUUCUCAUUCCUGGUUCUAGACGUUGUGCCAGAGGAGGAGGUUCCAGAGUUUGUACCUCAACUAUCACGCCGACCUUCACUACAAACUCUGGGCACCACAGGUAUGCAACGAGCCCGUUCGAACUUACAAGCAAUAAUCAUCCGGAAGACACAUUGCCCGCACAAGCACGGUCAGCCCCAACAGAUUGAUGGUGAACUAGAACGCUAUAAAAUUCCCUCCUUCGUCUCGCAGCCCUUGACAUUCAUGGCUAGAAGACAAGAUAGGAUCCGUCUAGAGCGCGUCAUUCUGCACAUUUACACUCGGGAUGCACUUCCAUAUCCUGGCAUGUUUCUAGCAACGGGGGAACUUUUGUUCGGGUCGAGUUCGAUAAUGAGGCAUCUAAGUCUCCGGUCAAAGCGAUAUAACCGAUCUAGCUCCAUAAACUUACCGGCCACUUUGCAGAAUAUAAGUGAACCACAAGGAAUCGAUGAGGCUGACGAAAAACAACAAAAGCCGAACAAGCGAAAGAGACGGGAUGCAUCUGAUUUCAGCCAUAGCCUGGACCAUGAUAAGGGCUGGACCCUGCACAAAGAUAGCGCCCUGCUCUUGGGCCGUUCCAAAACGAUGCGGGUGAAAAAUAGCCCUAGGACCAGUUAUAGUCCUAACUCGCAGCCAGUAGUCAAGGUAGAUAAGAGCCUCGAAUGUUCAGAAGUUCCUCUUCCGCGCAAGGGUAUCUGGUCGAUAUUCAACUCCAUGUCAUUGCGGCGAUCAAAGAAGAAUGCCAGCUCGAAUUUUGGUGGAGCGUGA
This is a messenger RNA of Aspergillus versicolor CBS 583.65, 2445 nucleotides long. RefSeq names its product putative Rho guanyl nucleotide exchange factor. The coding region runs from base 1 to 2445 and encodes 814 amino acids. The transcript has 6 exons. Gene Ontology annotation, molecular function: guanyl-nucleotide exchange factor activity. Lineage: Eukaryota; Fungi; Ascomycota; Eurotiomycetes; Eurotiales; Aspergillaceae. The record is from RefSeq and is a predicted model, not a curated record.